CUCCAAUGACUGUUAAUGAAAUUAAAGCUGUUUUGUUUGACGUUCUUUUAGGAGGUGUUAGUGCGCUAAGCAGUGCAUUAUGCUUCAUUAUAUAUAACGUUGCAAAAAAUCCAGAAAUUCUUGGCAAAAUUCAUAAAGAAAUCGAACAAGUUAUUGGGUUGGAUCCAGAUACUGAAAUUACUCAUGAAAAUCUCAAAAAAUGUCAUUAUCUUGAAGCAUUGAUUAAAGAAGCGAUGCGUCACACU
This is a messenger RNA of Cetraspora pellucida, 245 nucleotides long. The record is from the annotation of a GenBank genome assembly. Lineage: Eukaryota; Fungi; Glomeromycota; Glomeromycetes; Diversisporales; Gigasporaceae.